CUCAUGCCAUCAUGUCACGAUGUCCUCACUCAUUGUCUUCACUCCCUGUCCUAUCGCCCAUCCAUCCUUCCGUAUCCUUUCUAUCUCCUCACUCCCUGCAGCCCCUGCACCUGCACCUGCAUCUGCAGGGGGCUUCGCGGCAUCCCCACCCCUCCCACACCCACGCCGCCACGCCCAUGACCCGGUGUGCGCUCCAUUGGCACCAUCGUAGGCAGACCAUACGGACUCGCCGGAGGACCGCCCCCGGGCAAGGUCGCCAUCACAUAAGGCGACGGCGGCACGUGCAAAGCCAUUGGGGUGCGGUAGUGAUGGGGCUCUGUAAGAAGCAUCGUGCGCCUGAUUGGUAUGGGCAGGGACAGCUCGGGCAUUGGGUGGGAGCCGGGCGAGAGGGUGCGGCCCUCAAGAAAUACCUCACGGUUCCUCUGACACAACCAAACAAGACGCCCCAAGCACACACACACCCAUCAACGAUGCGCAUUCCCCUCUAGAACUGUCCUCUACCUGAAUGGGGGAGGGAAGUGGCGGCGGACUCAUUGCCUUCGGGGCCUCGUCUCUGUUGCGGCCAGCGAGGCAGCAGGCCCCACACAAACGCUCAAAGAUGCUCAUCGCGAGAAAACUCCC
Molecule: messenger RNA, 621 nt
Organism: Vitrella brassicaformis
Lineage: Eukaryota; Vitrellaceae
Source: the annotation of a GenBank genome assembly